This is a messenger RNA of Paramecium pentaurelia, 606 nucleotides long. The record is from the annotation of a GenBank genome assembly. Lineage: Eukaryota; Ciliophora; Oligohymenophorea; Peniculida; Parameciidae.
AAUGUCAAGAAGAGGUCAAUAACCACCACCAUAACAAUAAUAAGCUCCAACUUAAAAAAAUUAAGCUGGUAAAUUCAAUCCAUCUGAAUUUGUUAAACCUGGAUUGACCGAAGAAGAAGUCUUAGAAAUAAAAGAAGCAUUUGACUUAUUUGAUACAGAUGGGUAUAUCUAUAUCAUUAUUAUUUCUAGUACAUAAUCCAUUGACCCAAAGGAAUUAAAAGCUGCUAUGACUUCAUUAGGAUUUGAAGCCAAAAACUAAACAAUUUAUUAAAUGAUUAGUGAUUUAGAUACUGAUGGAAGUGGACAAAUUGAUUUUGCUGAGUUUUUGAAAUUGAUGACAGCUAGAAUUAGUGAACGAGAUUCUAAAGCUGAUAUUUAAGUACAUAAAUAUCAUAAACUAUUAUAGAAAGUAUUCAACCUUUUUGAUUCAGAAAGAGCUGGUGUUAUCACUUUGAAGGAUCUCAGAAAAGUAGCUAAAGAAUUAGGAGAAACUAUGGAUGAUUCUGAAUUAUAAGAGAUGAUUGAUAGAGCUGAUUCUGAUGGAGAUGCUUAAGUGACCUUUGAAGAUUUCUACAAUAUUAUGACCAAAAAGACAUUUGCAUGAUU